CUAUACGAUUGUUGUAUCGUCAACUAUCACGUUAGCCUACGAGGACGAGGACGAAUGAAGCUGACGAACACCGCUCUACCUACCUCAGCUUUGUGAAGUGAUCGUUGCCGAAUCGACAUUAACAUUCAUCGUAUACAUCACACAAAACCUGCCUUUACGCGAUAACGCGCGAGUAGAUAAAUUUUGAAUUUUCACUAAUAGUGUAUCAGUAUGUAGUCGAUGUGAGUUCAAUUAUCAAUAAUCAAACAUAAUAUGCGGUCGCCUCGUAAACGUUAAACCAGUUCCGAGUAGGUAAAUAAUACGGAUCGUAAUCGGACGAGGUGAAUGAAAAUUUAACGUGAAAAAAAAAUUCAAAAAUAUCGCGGUGCUUAAUUCCAACUAUAAAAAGGAUUUUAUUCGUCGUCAAUAUGGUCCAGGAAACGAAAACAAAACCACCUAGAACGAAAAGUUACAUGCCGCAGCGAUAUGUCCUCGGACUCAUGGGCUUUUUGGCAGUGGCGAAUGCAUACAGUAUGAGAAACGUGCUGAAUUUAACAAUUACAGAAAUGGUUGUUCAUCACCACAGCAAGCACGAUAAGAUCAUCAUCGAUCCAGACUCGUGCCCUGGAACUUUAGAAAUUAAAAAUCAUUCCGAUCCGAGCAAUGAAUUUGACUGGGAUGAAAAAACGCAAGGUGAAAUUUUAGGAUCAUUUUAUAUCGGCUACGUACUGACGCAUAUUCCUGGCGGAUUAAUAGCGGAACGUUACGGUGGUAAGCAUGUGGUCGGAUAUGGAAUCCUGACCACAGCUUUAUUAACAAUUCUAACACCUUUUGCCGCCAGACACAGUGCCACUUCGUUGAUCAUCGUUCGCUUUAUAGAAGGACUCGGAGAGGGCACUACAUUUCCGGCUUUAAAUGCUCUCUUGGCUCAAUGGGCUCCACCACUUGAAAGAGGUCGUAUUGGUUCAUUGGUUUUUGCAGGCAAUCAAAUCGGUACAGUAUUCUCAUCAGUUUUGACUGGAUUGAUAUUAGAAUACACACAGUUCGAAUGGCCUACAGUAUUCUACAUUUUCGGAGGUAUUGGCGUAUUAUGGUUUUUAGCGUGGUAUUUCUUAUGUUACGACGAUCCCGCUUCUCAUCCUUUCAUUACAGUAGAGGAGAAAGAUUAUUUAAGGGGGACUAUUGGACAUAUAAGAAGAAAUAAGAAUUUAGCUCCCGUGCCUUGGAGCCGGAUGGCUUUAUCGUUACCCUUAUGGGGACUUAUAAUAGGACAAAUUGGUCAUGACUGGGGUCUGUUUAUGAUACAAACUGACCUGCCAAAAUAUAUGAAAAGUGUUUUAAAAUUUUCCGUCAGUCAAAACGGUUUACUAAGUUCCUUACCUUUUAUGAUCAUGUGGAUUGUUGCCUUAUUCUCAGGAUGGUUAAGCGAUUAUCUUGUACAAAUGGAGUGCUUCAGUUUGACUACAAUCAGAAAAAUUUUCACGACUGUGGCUUCAAUAGGCCCGGCUGCAGGUGUAGUCGCUGCUUCGUAUGCAGGAUGUGAUCGUACCCUAGUGGUAACCUUAUUCACUGUAGGAAUGGCCUUCAUGGGAUUUUUCUACCCUAGUCUAAAAGUUAAUGCAUUAGAUUUAAGUCCAAACUACGCCGGUACAUUGAUGGCUAUUGUUAACGGCAUCGGUGCUAUAUCAGGAAUCAUCACCCCUGUUUUAGUCGGAUUUAUUGCUACAAAUAGUACAAUGAUGGAAUGGCGAGAGGUGUUCUGGAUCACGUUUGCAGUCAUUAUUAUAACCAACAUAGCUUACAUAUUUAUGGGAUCUGGAGAAGUUCAGUCGUGGAACGAUGUUUUAUUAGCGACCGAGGAGGAAAAAAUGGAAUGGGAAGCUAAAAAAGAACCUAUUAAAAAAUACUCGGAGGAAAGUUGCGGCAUGGAACUGACUUUCAAAGCUUAAAAUUCGUGAAUAUUCAAGUACUGCAGCUCGUCUCGCAGAAUUCAUACCAUCAGUAUAAUUUAUUGACCUUGAAACGCCAUCUUUUCACUUUUUACAAAAGAGAUGCUAAUGAUUACAACAGUGUAAUGUGUAAUUAAAAUUAUUUCAUUUUUUGUA
Molecule: messenger RNA, 2084 nt
Organism: Planococcus citri (citrus mealybug)
Lineage: Eukaryota; Metazoa; Arthropoda; Insecta; Hemiptera; Pseudococcidae
Product: putative inorganic phosphate cotransporter
Exons: 10
Coding region: 408-1928 (506 amino acids)
Biological process (GO): transmembrane transport; monoatomic anion transport
Cellular component (GO): plasma membrane
Molecular function (GO): transmembrane transporter activity
Source: RefSeq, a predicted model, not a curated record